GUUGACCGCCAGCCGACACACUGUUCAUAAGACGCACGCACAAUGGCGUCCUCCGACCUGAUAGUGAACGUAAAUAAUUUAGAGAAAAUAGAGAAUUUUCUCAAUGAUUCGACGUACAAAGAGAUUAUCGAAAACAGUGAAACGUUCAACACCCGGCUAUGUCUGGAACGGAGGCUUCGGAUGCCGUUUCUCGACCCACAGACGGGCGUCGCUCAGAAUCACUGCGCGUUGUUUAUGCACAGCCGUCACCGGAUCCCGGGCCUGAAGAAUGGACAAGUGUACAGCUACCCAGCGGCCCGCUGGCGUAAGUCCCGCCGGCAGUAUUUGCUGCAAAAGCCGCACCCACCCUUCCCGGCGUACACGCACCGUCCGUUCGGGCAUCUUCAACCGGCGCCGCCGCCCUCCAUCCUGCCCGGCGGCGGUAUCGGUGGGGAUCGUGGAGGAGGCGGUGGUGGUGGUGGUGGAAGCACAUACGACUCAGAAAACUCCAACCUGGACCAAUCGAGCGCCGUUGAUGCGGCGGAUCUGAAGGAGCAUGAGUCGGACAAGGCGGGCAAGGAUUGGUAUUACGACGAGAUGGAAAUGCACGACAUGGAAUCGUUCGAGGACCACGAUCUGCCGGAUUCGGACUGUGACUAUGAGGAGAGCUUCAGCCAGCGGAAGAAAAAGAGCAAGGGAGCGCGGAGUGGUGGGGGCGGAGGCGGAGGUGGGUCUGGCGGUGGGCGCAGCAAGUCCGGCGGUUCCUCGCUGUCGGACGCGAACAAUCGUCGCGGUGGCAGAGGUGGCGGACGGGGCCGAGGACGCAAAUCGCAAGGUAUUGGGGGCGAGUUGGGUCCUAGCUUCAAAGAUAUGGUGGAAACACCGAAAAAGAACCGUGUUCAAACACUACCGAACCUCACACCCCAAUCGAACAGCUCAUCCCCACUGACCCUACCCGGAGGAGGCGCAGGAGGAGGUGGAUCUGAAGAGCUCCCGAUGCCGGAGCUGGUGCCGGAAGUAAAAGCCGAGGGUAGCGGUGACCCAACGGACGGAGGACCACCGAAGCUGGGCAACGGUCGUCCUGGCCCGGCCGCAAACCAUUCCACCGGACUCGGGGCGAGCAACGCCGCUGCAGGCGGGCCAAUGGCUGCCCUUGCCGGUACGGUGGCGUCGGCCGGUGGCGCUCCAGCAUCUUCGAUCGUCGGCCCAACAAUCGGUCCGGGCCCGAUUGGCGGUCCUGGUGGUGGUGUUGGUGCAGCUGCAGCCGCUGCUGGUGGUGGUGGAGGCGGCGGUGGCGCGGUUGAGAAAAGCCGUGCUGUUCCCUCGCCCUACUGUGACUUCUGUCUGGGCGACGCAAGGGAAAACAAGAAAACGUUCGAGCCGGAAGAGCUGGUGUCCUGCUCGGACUGUGGCCGGUCGGGGCAUCCGUCCUGUCUGCAGUUCACGGCGAACAUGAUUAUCUCGGUGCGAAAGUAUCGGUGGCAGUGCAUCGAGUGCAAGUACUGCACCAUCUGCGGCACAUCCGACAACGAUGAUCAGCUGCUGUUCUGCGACGACUGUGACCGUGGCUAUCACAUGUACUGCCUGUCACCGCCGCUCGUUUCCCCGCCCGAGGGAUCCUGGAGCUGCAAGCUGUGCAAGGAGGAGUUUCACAAGCCCAAGUAAGCAAUAGUUUGAUUCGGAACGCAUGACAUUUACUGCGGUUCUCUCGAAACACUGGUAAAAAGGGUAAGACAGCGAGAUAGGAGCAAUGCCGAUAAGUUAAGGCCCUUCCUCUUUGGCAUGUAAGGUCAGUAGCGAGGUAUUAAGUAGACAGUACGGAAACGACAAUUUUAGUAUUAGGUGCGAAGACACACAAGCAAUUGUACUAUGACUUCGAUACCGACACCGAUCAUCGGAUCGCAAAUCGAUAUUAACUCUCUCACUAGAUAACUAUUGCUCACUCUCGGAAACAGAAUGUUUAGAAGCGCAGCGCGUACGAAUAUGCGAUAACAUCAUUUUAAAUAUGCAAUUUUUGUACCUUAUCUACUUGCACACACACAUACACGUACCCCCCUUGUUUAAUUGUGCCGAUUUGUAUUUUGUGUCACCCUAGAUCUGUUUUGUGUAUGUGUUUGUUUGUUUUUAGACCAUUCUAAGUCCGCGUUUGACACAGAUAAGGAAACCCGAGUAUGCAUUUCUGCUAAUUUUAUUCUUUACCGAUUAAGAACAGUACUUAAGCUAGCGCAAUAAGAGCAUUAUUGAUUAGUGUGAACGCGAAACACGGGACAAAACGGCGUAGCGCACAACAUCUCUGACCGUGGGUACGUACACCACACCACGCACAGACAAUUUGUCCGCCACAAUAAUCUCUCCCUUUCUUUCUCACUACCUCUCUCUCUGUAUUUCUCUCUACUUCAGCAUUACAUUUAACUUUGUUUUAUAAAAUGCCGCUAACGCGCCUGCAAUCAAUCAAUCCCACACGAAAUGAAAGCUUUUUUUUAAAACAAACUAUAAUCGCUACCCCUUAUGAUGGUCAUAGUAAAAUCGCGCAAUACUAACUACUACUACAACAACAACAAAACACGACAAAAUACUACUAUUCGAUAUCUUAUGCAGCUCUCAAUGCGUACAAUAAUAUCAGCGUUUUAAUUUA
Molecule: messenger RNA, 2614 nt
Organism: Anopheles stephensi (Asian malaria mosquito)
Lineage: Eukaryota; Metazoa; Arthropoda; Insecta; Diptera; Culicidae
Gene: d4
Product: zinc finger protein DPF3
Exons: 1
Coding region: 43-1644 (533 amino acids)
Biological process (GO): nervous system development
Cellular component (GO): nBAF complex
Source: RefSeq, a predicted model, not a curated record